AUGCCAAUCAACCAACCUUCAAAUCAGAUCAAACUCACAAAUGUGUCCGUAGUGCGGCUAAAGAAAGGGGGGAAACGGUUCGAGGUUGCCUGCUAUAAGAAUAAAGUGCAAGAAUGGCGUAGCGGAGUGGAAACCAAUCUCGAUGAUGUCCUUCAGAUAGCCAACGUAUACAUUAACGUCUCCAAAGGAGAGCUAGCUAAGAGCCAAGAUCUACAGAAGGCGUUUGGAACAACCGACGUAGAUAGGAUUGUAAGCGAGAUUCUCAAGAAGGGUGAAUUACAGGUUGGGGAGAAGGAGCGUGAACAUGAUCUUUCGUCUAUCCGACGGGAAAUUGCUACCCUCGUUGCGGAGAAGUGUGUUGAUCCAGCGACUCAGCGACGGUAUCCAGUUGGUAUUAUCGAGAAAGCGUUGGUCGAUGCAGGAUUUAGUGUACGCCCAGGGAAAAAUGCGAAGAGCCAGGUUUCUGAAUGUAUCAAACUUCUCCAGACAGAAUCAAAGCUGCCCAUACAGCGCGCGCGUAUGAGAGUAUUCAUUACUAUUCCUGUGGCGGACGUGGAGCGCGUCAAGAAGCGCGUCAUUGAAAGCGCAGAGAUUGUCGAGAAGGACGAGACAGGCGCAGAGCAAUGGGAGACGAUUCUCUUGAUCGACCCGGGUCAGUUCCGUGUUCUUAACGACCUAUUACAGAAAGAAUGCGCAGGAAGGGGGCGGUUGGAAACUUUAACUUUUGCUACCACAGCCGGCGUUGGACCUGCACCAACGGUAUAA
Molecule: messenger RNA, 765 nt
Organism: Fibroporia radiculosa
Lineage: Eukaryota; Fungi; Basidiomycota; Agaricomycetes; Polyporales; Fibroporiaceae
Exons: 6
Coding region: 1-765 (254 amino acids)
Biological process (GO): ribosome biogenesis; cytosolic ribosome assembly
Source: RefSeq, a predicted model, not a curated record